Messenger RNA from Lichtheimia ornata, 423 nucleotides. Its product is annotated as 40S ribosomal protein S17-B. Gene Ontology annotation, cellular component: ribosome. The transcript is spliced from 3 exons. Bases 1 to 423 code for a protein of 140 amino acids. Lineage: Eukaryota; Fungi; Mucoromycota; Mucoromycetes; Mucorales; Lichtheimiaceae. Gene Ontology annotation, biological process: translation. Gene Ontology annotation, molecular function: structural constituent of ribosome. The record is from RefSeq and is a predicted model, not a curated record.
AUGGGUCGUGUUCGUACCAAGACUGUCAAGAAGGCUUCUCGUGUCCUUAUCGAGAAAUACUAUCCUCGCCUCACUCUCGAUUUCCAAACCAACAAGCGCAUUUGUGAUGAGGUUGCUAUCAUUCAGUCCAAGCGUCUUCGCAACAAGAUUGCUGGUUUCACCACCCAUUUGAUGAAGCGUAUCUCUCGUGGUCCUGUCCGUGGUAUCUCCUUCAAGCUUCAAGAAGAGGAACGUGAACGUCGUGAUAACUAUGUGCCCGAGCAAUCUGCUUUGGAUACCUCUGCUAUUGAGAUUGAUCCUGAGACUGAGGACUUGCUCAAGUCCCUCAACUUUGAAAACUUGCCUGGCGUCCGUGUUACCGCUCCCGUCGCUGCAUUCGCUCCCAAGGACAACCGUCGCCGUGACAACGCUCGUCGUGCUUAA